GUAUGUACAUAAUGUUGAUCAAAAAUGAUUCACGCAGUUACAAAUUACGAAUCUUGUGUACAUUAUAAUCAUAAUCUUAUGCAUCAUCAAUAUAUUAUUAUUAUCUCUGAUAGAUUUUUUUUAACAUACAACCUGACACUGACUUGCAAUCAAUGUAAGAAAAUUUGAAUUUCGCAGUUCCACAUUUUUGGGAAGGAUCAAAUUUGCCUAUGAAAAUAUAUCCCAUUAAAACACAAUUAUUAUGAUAAAUUAUUUUAUUUCCAUAGUAUGCGUAAUAAAUAACUAAAAAGUCCUAAAAUUAUUAUUAAUUUCCCAUAUUUCGGGUAAUUUUCCCACGUAAAUAACUGAGAACACUGGUCUUUGACGUAUUAUUUUUUCGAGUGAAUGACGUUUGAUUUCAAUUAAUUUCAAUAUUUUAAUGUCUGGAAAUAAGUGAUUGGAUUAUUAUUUUGCCUGUGAAAUGUGAUUCCUUAAUUUUUGUUUGUUCGAACAGAACGGUUUUUACACAAUUUCAUCACACAAGACAUGUCGUAUUCGUGUUGUUUUUUCGCUGCUUAAAUGUGUCAACUGUGUGAAGUUUGCACUCGAAGUGGUGUAUCAGGGUGUCAAUGUGUGCGUGCCGGCCUGUACGUACCAGUGGGUAGACACUUCUCAUACAAAAACUAGUCUCUAUAUGUAGCAAUUGAUAUACAACCUUAUCCCUUAAGCAAUAAAGUGCAUUUUGGAUUGAUUUCACUAUAGCAGGGGAACCCGCGGAUCAAUACCACCAUACUAAAAAUAAUUGUUAGUGUCCUUAUGUUGGUAGUAUUGUUAGUUUGACAAAUGAAAAAAAAUGUCUGUCAAUUGAGUUUGAGUUUUUAACCGGCGAAUUGAUUCGUGUGAAGUUAUUUUCUCAGAUUUGGUGCAAUAUUACUGUAAAUAAACUUUUCUGUCGUUUACGUUGAGUUGAUUAAGUUCCUCCGUAUCGGGCGUGAUAAAGUUUUCUGUUCAGUGUUAUGUUUUUUGUGAGAUAGAGACUCUUUUAAAUAAGCUGUGUUUCAACUUCUACAGAAGUUUAAACUCUUAUUUACUUUUCUGUUUAAUGGGUAUGUUAUCUACUUACUUGAAAUAUUACAUCUAUUACAAAUCUAUUUUUCAUUAAAAACAACCCUAUGUGAUGAAAAUGUAAAUGUACUUUCAAAACUGGUAAAUGCAUGAACCAGGGCAUUGACACUGGUUGGAGAGAAAUUAUAGGCUUUGUUUAAUUAAUACCUAUUUCAUUUUAGGCUUCUACUGAUAAUGGAGAGUAGAAACAACAAGAAGUGCGUUAUUUGUAAUAAGAGGCGAAGUCGUGGUGGAUCACCCUUACUUUUGAGUAGGUUUCCUCUGGAUUCUGACCGUUGUCGAAUGUGGGUUAAAAAUGCUGGCUUAGAAGACUUAGCAUAUGUACCUAUUGAAAAGUUACACCAACUGAAGUUUGUUUGUGGUGGGCACUUCACUCCUGAAUCCUUCAAUGCCAAAGGAACUCGGCUGAAGAACUCAGCUAUUCCAACACUGGAAUUGAGCAAUCCCAUCUUGCCAGAUGAAGUUUUGACAGAGUUUCCUCUUCAUGUAAAAGACUCCAAUAAAGAAAACCUCAAGACAGUUCUUUAUGAUCAUUCAUAUUGCAUUCCAAAGAAGUCAAAUCCAGUUGAACGAGUUCCCCUUACAACUACAACCAAACAACUAAAUUCAACAUGUUUGGGAGCUGUGGAUAUACCAGAUUCUGGUAUUUCUGCGAAAACAACUUUUGAACCUCUUCCUUCUACUUCCAAUGCACCAGAACAUAUGACCUAUAAACCCAUUACUCAUGAUGAUAAAAACAUUUGCCAUCAAGAUGCACAGGCAGAAAUAUUAGUCCACAGUUAUAAAAGACCUAAGAAAAACAUUGAAAUGAAAGACACUUCAUCAACAUUUACAAUUAAAGAGAAGAGGCUUUGGCGACAGUUACAAAAUGCAAAAAAAACAAUAAGGAAUAUAGCGAAGUCAAGAGUGAAUUUAGACAAGUUAGAUUCGGAAGUGCUGACAUCGUUAGUAAAGGAUGUAGUGCAGAAUAACAAAAAAAAGUCACAAGGAAAAAGGUGGACUUUAUACCUCUAA
Messenger RNA from Ostrinia nubilalis (European corn borer), 2118 nucleotides. Its product is annotated as THAP domain-containing protein 5-like. Lineage: Eukaryota; Metazoa; Arthropoda; Insecta; Lepidoptera; Crambidae. The coding region runs from base 1279 to 2118 and encodes 279 amino acids. The record is from RefSeq and is a predicted model, not a curated record. The transcript is spliced from 7 exons.